This is a messenger RNA of Monomorium pharaonis (pharaoh ant), 977 nucleotides long. RefSeq names its product histone H1A, sperm. Bases 108 to 788 code for a protein of 226 amino acids. Gene Ontology annotation, molecular function: nucleosomal DNA binding; structural constituent of chromatin; double-stranded DNA binding. The transcript has a single exon. Gene Ontology annotation, biological process: chromosome condensation; nucleosome assembly; negative regulation of DNA recombination. Gene Ontology annotation, cellular component: nucleosome; nucleus. Lineage: Eukaryota; Metazoa; Arthropoda; Insecta; Hymenoptera; Formicidae. The record is from RefSeq and is a predicted model, not a curated record.
GUCGCCGAUAGGCACGCGAAUCUUGAGCGUCAUCUGUGAGCGUUUAGAACGAAAGUUUAUAUUUGUACUUCGUCUUUGAACGUACGCAAAACUCUCAUUCUUGCAAUAUGGAGGAUAAGAGCGCAUCUAAUGCUACGGCUACGGAAAACGCAGCCGCGCAGCCUGCGAAGAAGACUGCGAAGUCUAAAGCGGCGAAGGCACAGCGACCCAAGUCGACGCAUCCGCCGACUUCGGAGAUGGUCACCUCGGCCAUCAAGGAGCUGAAGGAUCGCAAGGGUUCGUCCGUGCAGGCUAUCAAGAAGUACAUCGCCUCGACUUACAAGAUCGACGGCGAGAAAUUUGCUCCCUUUAUCAAGAGAUACCUGAAGGCAGCGGUCACGUCCGGUGCGGUGGUGCAGACCAAGGGAAAGGGUGCGUCGGGUUCAUUCAAGCUCUCGACUACCAAGCCUGUUCCGAAGAGUAGUGGUAAGGUAAAGCGCGCCGCGCCGAAAUCAAGCUCGGAAACCAAGAAGACUGCCGAGAAGAAGGUUACCAAGAAGGCACCUGCAACGAAAAAAGCUGCCGAAACGAAGAAGACAACGGCUGAGAAGAAGUCGGCUCCAAAGAAAACCGCCAAAACUGCUGCGGCCAAGAAGGGCGAAGCUGCUGCGAAACAGAAGGCUGCUGCGCAAAGCAAGAAUCUCUCCAAGACUAAGAAGGCUACCAAGGCCCCGGCUGCGAAAACUAAAACACCCAAACCAAAAACGACAAAGGCAGCAGCUGCCAAGACUGCGAAAGCAAGAAAAUAAUUCUCUGACUCUACUUCUGAUACUAAACUGGCCCUUUUCAGGGCCCCAAAUUGUUCAUAUGAUAGAACAAUCUCUUCGCAAUGGUUCUUAAACUUUCUUUUUUACAGGAUCACUCUUUAGAAACUUCAAACGAGCAAUUAUUAAAACGUUUUAUGAUAUUUUAAUAAAUUUCGAAUUACGUUAUUUAUA